GCCACCGCAUUGUUUGAACACUGAGGGUUACGAUGUUGGCAGACUUUUUAACUUCAGUUGGUGCCCCCUUUGAUGCACCGUCCCUGCACAAUGCCAUGCACUGCGGUGUCAGAAUUAUACAAUCAAGUUCAGCCAAACCGAUUUGCGGGACGAGCACCCCGAUGAGCGGGGUUUCUUGGACCGGAGUCACCCACUCGACAUCAGUUUGGUUACGACGUUCACGUGUCACGGACCUCUUGGCCUUCUACCUGCUCUACGUUUUGAAAAUCGGCCGUCUUCGAAACGAGCCUGUGAGACUUUUGUGGUAUGACUUCACAACUUCAUUGCAUUGCUUUGGACCCCUACGUUUAAUCUCAUUACAACUUUAACUUCAGAGCUUCAUUUGAGUUUCUGAGUUGUGGUUUCAGUGUAUAUUUCUGUUAACGGGAAAUCCACUCGGUGUAGUGUCUACAAAUAUCGAAGCUGUAUUACAGAUUCCGGACAUUUUACCGACCUGUUGCCGCAUCAAUUGACUAAGAGAGAUCAUGAGUGCCGACACAAUGCGAGCUCCCACCUACAACGUGGCGCACCUGCUGAGCGCAGUUCAGAGCGAGAUGACGCGGGGCAGCGAGAAGGGUGACCCCAGCGAGAAGGGGCUGAAAGUCACGCUGGAGGACCGGGACCUGUGGAGGCGGUUCAGCAAACUGACCAACGAGAUGAUAGUCACUAAGUCCGGAAGGCGGAUGUUCCCCGUGCUCUCUGCCUCCGUCACCGGCCUGAAUCCAAACGCCAUGUACUCCAUCCUGCUAGACUUCACGCCGGCCGACGAGCACCGUUGGAAGUACGUCAACGGCGAGUGGGUACCCGGAGGAAAGCCGGACUCUCCUCCGCCCAGCACGGCCUACAUCCACCCGGACUCACCCAACUUCGGCGCGCACUGGAUGAAGCAGUGCGUGUCUUUCAGCAAAGUGAAGCUGUCUAACAAACUGAAUGGUACAGGACAGAUCAUGUUAAACUCACUCCACAAGUACGAGCCCCGUAUCCACGUCAUACGAGUCGGUGGGCCAGAGAAACAGCGUCUCAUCCGUAGCUUCAGUUUUCCCGAGACGCAGUUCAUCGCCGUCACGGCCUACCAGAACGAAGAUAUUACGCAGCUCAAGAUAAAGUUCAACCCGUUUGCAAAAGCCUUCCUUGACAUCAAAGAAAAGGGCGAGCAUGAUCUCGACGAAUGCCACGAUCACCAGCAGCCGAGAUACCCACAACUUGGCAGUUGGUUCUUACCGAGUGCGGGGACACUUUGUCCACCGAGCCCACACCACCAAUUCCCGCCGUCACUUGGUAUGCCUUCCCCGGUAUCUCACAGUUGUGCCGUGGAGAGAUACAGCAGUCUACGGACUCAUCGAUCGACACCGUAUCCUCCACCGCCCUACGAGCAGAAAUAUUCCCCUACAAGUGCGUAUGCUACCGACGCAUCAGCAUCAACCUUGCCUCUUCUCCCCACCCAUGAGGCGUGGUCUCCUCUUGGUAGCUCUACGCAUCACACCAGCAACAUCACCACCACCUCCUCGCAUCAGUACGGAAGCGUCUGGCCUCCCGCUACCUCCUCCGCAGUCCCUCCCGCCUCAAUUAGCUGCAGCGUGGGUUCCCCCGUGCCAACGUCCCUACUUAGGGCAGCUUACACCAAUUACAGUCAGCCCAGCACCUCGUCCAUCACAGGGGUGCACCGCCCGCCAGUUGGAUCAAUGUCGUCGUGCGCCGGGUACCAGAACUACGGCAGUCCUUCUGAGGCACAAGCAGGCCUAAGCACCACCGACACGAGUGGGACCUACCCUGCCAUUGCAAACCAGCUUUGCCCCGGUAAAGUUGGCGCUUGGAGCCCGCUUACCCCACCCUCGCCAGGAAUGUAAGUGUCCGGUAUUGGGAAAAAAACUGAACUCUGAGUUAUCUCGUUGAAAACAGUAAACGCAAUGCCAUUGUAUGCAAAGAUUCUCUAUAGACAAACUGCUGGACGUUUGCAGCGAUCAAGUCGACGUCGUAUAAACAUUUUCCAUUGGACAAUUUGUAUUUGGUCAUCCCUGGAAUGGUUUCCUGUUUCCGUCUGUUGCUGCUGGUAGCUAAUAAAAACAAAUUGAUAUCCUGUGGUAAAUGAAGCCAACUGGCUUCCUAUCGGUGAUAUACCUCAUUAAAUUAUUACAUGUCUUAUGAUAAAGACAUUUGGUACAGUAAGAUUCCAGGUUGAGUGAGCGAAAGACGGAUGUACAUGUAGUUCUGAAUUCAGUUGCUGUCAGUUUCUGCAUGACGUAAACGAUAGCAGGCUAUCGUUUAUUAACAGACAGUGUCAGUCCCUUAGAAUAUCUAUCCAUAAUAAAUACACGUUAUUCUAACCUUAGAUUGUACAGGAUUAUAGGUGGUUCAUCGUGUUACGAACAAGACGACAGGGUAAAAGACUGUAAAUAUUUUUUAAGUAUCGGUACAAACCACGUAAUAUCUCUCAAUAAAUUGAAUCCACGUUUCCUCGUAUAAUGUGCUACUUGCAAGUACAUCGAGCAUUUAUUUUUAUUUUCUUUGAACUUCUGAAAGCGGUAGGAAAUUUUUUUUUAUUUCCGCAAGAGCACAGUAUGUAAGAUUUAGAUAUCGAUUAAAAGUGGUCUUGGUACUGUCGCUUCACUUUGAAGGACAAUUGAGUUUGCUAUAAAUUGAUCCACCUGCUUUUAACUGCUUACUCUUAAACUCGAGAGUAGUUUGUGUACAGGUGUAAUCAUAUCGGUCGUUUUAAAGAACAGCCACAACCCGCACUACAGCUGGAUUUCUGCACCUGUUAAAUGCAAUCAAUACUGGUUUCAUCUUUGUUUUUUGAAAGAAAUGGUUGGGCAGGGAAGGAGUGGAUUUGAUAAUUUUUUUUACAAAAGAUUUUGUACAUUUUUGAGUCGUAGAACCUUUAUUCUUCUGCAUGGAAACUCUGACACAGUUGUAGAUUUCAUUUGCGGUACAAAUAAAUAUUAAUGCAUGAACAUGUACAUGUAUUUUUAUAUCAAAAAGAAAAUGUGACAAAAAUUCUUCUCAUUUAUUGCUAAACGGAGUAGGGUCCGUCAUUCGUUGUAAAUAUUGAAUGUAAAUUUGAGACACAAGCCAAAUAAAAUUCAUUUACAAAGUUUAGAGAGAGA
Molecule: messenger RNA, 3143 nt
Organism: Acanthaster planci (crown-of-thorns starfish)
Lineage: Eukaryota; Metazoa; Echinodermata; Asteroidea; Valvatida; Acanthasteridae
Product: T-box transcription factor T homolog
Biological process (GO): positive regulation of DNA-templated transcription; regulation of transcription by RNA polymerase II; mesoderm formation
Cellular component (GO): chromatin; nucleus
Molecular function (GO): DNA-binding transcription factor activity, RNA polymerase II-specific; RNA polymerase II cis-regulatory region sequence-specific DNA binding
Source: RefSeq, a predicted model, not a curated record